Molecule: messenger RNA, 2037 nt
Organism: Camelina sativa (false flax)
Lineage: Eukaryota; Viridiplantae; Streptophyta; Magnoliopsida; Brassicales; Brassicaceae
Source: RefSeq, a predicted model, not a curated record
UACCUUGAUUACUAACAUGCUUAUACCUUCUCUCUUAAUACUUUUUGAUAGUAUAAUUUUCUCUCUAAUCGUAAAAAAAUGUUUCCCAAAAGUCAAAGAAAUAAAAAGUUUGUCAAAGCAAAAAAAUAAAUAAAUUUGACAAACCCCUUUCUUCUCGAUUUCUCUAAAAGACACAUCAAGCCGCACCAUCACAAACCUUGAUUACUAAAAAAGCUUCCUCCUUUCUUUUUCUUAAUCCGAGAACACGAGAGACUCGUCGUUCAAGAAAACUCUCUCUGCCAAAAAAUCAAUUAGAUUGAACGACACACCCAAUCAAAUCCCAUCGUUUCUCAAAACCCAUCUUCAUCCUUUCCUUCUUCUCUCACCUUGUAAUUUAGCCGUAAAGUAUUCAUUCGCCUUUUCAAACUCCUCAAAAGCUCUCUGUUUCUCAUCUCUCUCUCUUUCACACGAUGAGAGAGUAUUGGACAUCUUUGGCUUCAUUACUCGGCGUUUUAGCCUUUUGUAAAAGCCUAAUGAAUUCAAUAUUCCCACCGGAGCUCCGUUUCGCCUUCUUGAAACUAUCCAACAGAGUAUUCAAACUCUUCUCCACCUUCUGUUACUUCGACAUAACAGAGAUCGACGGCGUCAACACCAACGAGCUUUACAAUGCCGUCCAGCUUUACCUCAGCUCCUCCGUCUCCAUCGCCGGAAACCGUCUCAGCCUCACACGCGCCGUCAACUCCUCCUCCAUCACGUUCGGCCUCUCCAACAACGACUCCAUCGUCGACACAUACAACUCCGUCACCGUCGUAUGGGAACACAUCGUUACGCAGAGACAAACUCAAACCUUCGCUUGGAGACCAAUGCCGGAAGAGAAACGUGGCUUCACGCUCCGGAUCAAGAAGAAAGAUAAGAACUUGGUCCUUGACUCUUACUUGGAAUACAUCAUGGAGAGAGCUAACGAGAUUCGCCGGACGAAUCAAGAUCGGCUUCUCUACACGAAUUCACGAGGUGGGUCUCUUGACUCGAGAGGUCUUCCUUGGGAAUCUGUUCCCUUUAAGCACCCGAGUACCUUCGAUACACUCGCUAUGGAUCCGGUUAAGAAGCAACAGAUCAUGGACGAUCUCACAGAUUUCGCUCAGUGUCAAUCUUUUUACCAGAAGACAGGUCGGGCUUGGAAAAGAGGAUACUUGCUUUACGGACCUCCCGGAACAGGGAAGUCGAGUAUGAUCGCUGCUAUGGCUAACCAUCUCCGGUACGACAUCUACGAUCUCGAGCUCACGGAGGUCAAAAGCAAUUCAGAAUUGAGGAAGCUCCUGAUGAAGACUAGCUCCAAGUCGAUAAUUGUGAUCGAGGACAUUGAUUGUUCGAUCAAUUUAACGAACCGAAACAAGAAACAGAGCAAUGAAACAGAGACCGGUUUUGUCGAGGGUUCCGGUGAUGGGAGCACGAUAACGCUUUCAGGUUUGCUGAACUUCACUGAUGGUCUUUGGUCUUGUUGUGGCAGCGAGAGGAUCUUUGUGUUCACGACGAAUCAUAUUGAUAAGCUUGAUCCUGCGUUGCUAAGAAGUGGAAGAAUGGAUAUGCAUGUACACAUGAGUUACUGUACGUUUCCAUCGAUCAAGAUCUUGCUGAGGAAUUACUUGGGAUACGAGGAAGGUGAUCUCAACGAUGACGUUUUGAAGGAGAUGGAGGAAGUGGUUGAUAAGGCUGAGAUUACUCCGGCUGAUGUAAGCGAGGCUCUGAUUAAGAACCGGAGGGAUAAAGAUAGAGCUGUGAGGGAACUGCUGGAGGAUUUGAGAAGUAGAGCGAAGAGAAAUGAGAAGAAUGGGAGUUUGGAAGAGCAGGAGAAGAUGGCUUUGGAUAGUCCUUAUGCAGAAGCAAACGGUGGAGGAGAAGAGGAAGAGAUUGAGGAUAUCAUUUGCAAAAGUAGUGAUGAUUAUUAGUCUUUUUGUUUUGUUUUGUUGUUCUUAAUUAGGUUUGUAACGUUCUAUGUUUACGCAAUGUGGAAAGUUGUGUGAUCUUUAUUAUUUUGGGUAAUGAACUUUUUGAAGUAAG